UCUUUCAUUGGCUUUGGCUAAAAUACGAGUGAUAUUUCGAAUUCGACGACAGGCCAAAAGAACUCACAACUAACGAUGACAGGCAAACUCCUUGUGGCGACGAUCCUGUGCCUGAUGGGCGGCAGUGUGAUGGGCGAUGCGAUCCUGGAGGGCAACUACAAUGUGACUGCCUUCUGCACCUGCGUGAAGACCGGCACCCAGUUGGGCAGCAUCGAGUCCUGCCAGUCGUACUACGUCUGCCAGUCGACUGGUCCCGUGAAGGCCGAAUGCCAGACAGGUUACUCCUACGAUUACAAGAGGAGCGGAUGCUAUCCCUCCAGCCAGGUGGAGUGCUAUUGGGGCGUCAACGAGCCCUGUGCCGGCAAGACCAAUGUCUUUGUGCCCAACACCGCCGUCUGCGGCGGCUACUACUGGUGCUCCAACGGGGUCAGCUCGAAGGCCAAGACCUGCGCUACCGGCCAGGUGUUCAACAACGAUCAGCAGGCCUGCAUUUGGGGAUCCUGCCCGAGUACGACGGACUCCAGCAACGAAACCGUUCUGACCAACCUCUGCGAUGUGGUGCCACCUGGCCAGUACUUCGGCGACACGUCUAACUGCUCCAUCUGGUACAACUGCAAGUCCAACUCCUCCGGCGUUUACCUCGAGAAGGGUGAAUGCUCCACCGACAAACAGACUGCCUUUAAUCCUUCUGCCCAGAACUGCGAUUACACUACAACAUCCAACAUCUGCAGCCGAGUGACCGGAGUUCCAUUGAGUGAGACCGCCGCCACCUGCACAUCUGGCACCCAGCAGCCAGAUGCCAACGUUUGCGGCCAAUACCAAGUGUGCGUGAACAGCAAGUGGACGACCGUGGUCUGCAACACCGGCUACUACUACGAUGUGGACACCAAGGCAUGCGUGCUCCGCCAGCUGGCGACGCCGGUGUCCACCUGCAAUCGUUGCCAGGGCGCCCAGGGCUCAUUCGUCAACGCCGUCGAUUCGAAGGAUUGCAGCACUUACUAUUGGUGCAGCGCCACCGGUGUGGCCUCCCAAGUGGAGUCCUGCACGGAGGAUCGCUUCUUCAACGAGGACAGGCAGGGAUGUGUCCCCGACAGCGACCUGUCGGGAUACGUUCCCACCCAUGGAGCCUGCAAGGGAGCCUCCGUCACUGAUGAUGACUCCACCGACUCCACCGAUGAAGCGGAGGCCACCACCGAAGCCGGUUCGGGAUAGAUGUCCUUCGGGGAUUCGGAAAUCGAACGGAACUCGCCAGCAGACACGAUCCCAUGUAGCUACCAUCUAGUAUUCAGCUUAUGAAAAAGGCAAUAAAAUGUAUGUUUGCAAGCCAAGCCAUAUGUUUUCCAACCACAAUCCUCUAUAAUAAUAAUUCUUGGAAUUAUGUUAUUACCAUAUAGUAUUCAGUUUUGUUCAAAGAGGCAAUAAAACUAU
Messenger RNA from Drosophila ficusphila, 1428 nucleotides. RefSeq names its product peritrophin-48. Lineage: Eukaryota; Metazoa; Arthropoda; Insecta; Diptera; Drosophilidae. The record is from RefSeq and is a predicted model, not a curated record. Gene Ontology annotation, cellular component: extracellular region. Gene Ontology annotation, molecular function: chitin binding. Bases 76 to 1212 code for a protein of 378 amino acids. The transcript has 3 exons.